AUGUCACAUUGCACUUGGACACAUGGAGGUGCGAAAUGGGAAAAAUGUGAAAUUUGUAAAAGGCAGUUUUCCACACUAAACAAACUAAAAAUCCAUAACAGAAUACAUACUGGUAAAAAAGUUUAUCAGUGUAACCAAUGUGGCAGGAAGUAUUCCCAUCAUGCUACCCUUAGGCGACACCUCAGAACACAUGCUGAAAAUGAAGAACAAUCUCCUGAAACUCUUAAGAUAGAUGAAAAGAAAGACAGUAAUGUCAAGGAAAAGUCUGUCACUUCUGAAAAUCCUCAGAGCUUGAUUAAUGAUGAUGAAGCAAGGGAGACCGAGAAUUCUUCUGUAAAUCAACCUAUGCAUUUACUACUUAGGUGUGGGUAUUGUUCCUUUAAAACAUCAACUGAUCGGGCGAUGCAACGACAUAAUUUUACAAAACAUGGCUUACGGGAGAUGGAAACACAAUUUAAUAGCGAAGUUUUUCAAGAAACAACAAUAAAUGAUGCCACAAAUUCAAGAAGAAUGUCCCCAUGUGAAUUAGCUCAGGAGUUGCCAAGCUCGAGUCAAGGAACUUUAGAUGAAGUCAAACCACUAUGCCUCUCUUCUUCUUACAAAUCUAGUGAAGAAAUCAAUCCACGAUCAUCUGAAUUAUAUGGUGACUCUCCGGACCAGGAAAAUAACUGUUCUGUGAAUAUUGGUCAAGAAGAUAUCUCAACUGAAGAGGAAAAUAGGGUGCAUCAAGAGGAGGAGGAGGAGGAGGAGGAAGAAGAAGAGGGGGAGGAGGAGGAGCAAAUCUUGGGUUCUAAUCAUCCUGCUUCCGAAGCACAACUAGUUCAACAAGACAACAAUGCAUAUGAACAUCAACAAGUCAGUAAUGACCCUCAAAAUACUGUGCCUGAUGUCCAUGCAAGCCAGAUGGUGGUGUAUAAUGAAGCAAGCGGAAGUGGUAUACAAAUAAACAAUGCACGUUCAUUGGUUGUUAGCCAGCAGGAAUUAGAAUUAUUUUCUCCACAUCAGGACAAUACAAUAACCAGUGGAGUGGAGCAGUGCA
Messenger RNA from Saccoglossus kowalevskii, 1039 nucleotides. Its product is annotated as zinc finger protein 317-like. Lineage: Eukaryota; Metazoa; Hemichordata; Enteropneusta; Harrimaniidae. The record is from RefSeq and is a predicted model, not a curated record.